AUGGCUGCGAAUUUAUUAGGUCAGGCUCUACCGUCUGAAAUUGUUAAGCGAGUUAUAAGAGAACUCGGAAAUUUGAUGUCUGAUCCACCCGAGGGAAUCAAAAUCUUUCCUAAUGACGGUGAUGUCACUACUCUUUACGCAGCGAUUGAAGGACCAGUUGGAACUCCUUACGAAGGUGGAAUAUUCCGCCUAAAGUUGAUGUUGGGUAAAGAUUUCCCAAUGGUACCCCCUCAAGGGUAUUUUUUAACUAAAAUAUUUCAUCCCAACGUCGCUCAGAAUGGAGCAAUUUGUGUUAAUACUUUGAAGAAAGAUUGGAAGCCUGAUUAUGGAAUCCAACAUAUUCUACUGACAAUCAAGUGUCUCCUAAUUGUUCCAAACCCAGAAUCGGCUUUAAAUGAAGAAGCUGGUAGGUUAUUACUAGAACGUUAUAUUGAUUAUUCACAUCGGGCCAUGAUGAUGACCGAGAUACAUGCUAUGGACUAUAAGAAAAACAGCCUUUCGGAAAAUGUUGAUCCCGCAAAGGGAGAGAUAGCAACGAAAAGAUAUUUUGAAGAAAAGAAAGUUGAAAGAAAAACUAAAGACAAAAAAAGGGCAUUAAAGAGAUUGUAA
This is a messenger RNA of Trichoplax adhaerens, 609 nucleotides long. RefSeq lists its product as uncharacterized. The record is from RefSeq and is a predicted model, not a curated record. The transcript is spliced from 5 exons. Lineage: Eukaryota; Metazoa; Placozoa; Uniplacotomia; Trichoplacea; Trichoplacidae. Bases 1 to 609 code for a protein of 202 amino acids.